AUGGAAGAAGUCAUCGGAGGAGCCAAAAAGCGAUGGAAUUUCGGCGCAAACGAGGUCGUCGAACGAUCAAGCCCUCUCAGCAUUCGUGAGUAUCUUACCACCUUGCUUAGCCAUCUCGACGCCGGCGACGCCAGACCCGUCAUCCCCCUCGGCCACGGCGAUCCUUCUCCGUUCCCGAGAUUCAGUACCGAUCCUUCCGCCGUUGAAGCCAUCUGCGACGCUGUCCGCUCCAACCAGUUCAACAACUAUUCUUCCUCUUCCGGCAUUCCUAUCGCUAGGAAGGCUGUUGCGGAGUACCUCUCUCGUGACCUCUCUUACCAGAUAUCUCCAGAUGAUGUUCAUAUCACAGCUGGUUGCUUGCAAGCCAUUGAGAUUUUAAUCUCCGCACUCGCAACUCCUGGUGCCAACAUCUUGCUGCCUAGACCCUCUUACCCGAUGUAUGACUCUCGAGCGUCUUUUAGUCAGCUUGAGGUCCGUUAUUUCGACCUCCUACCGGAAAACGGUUGGGACGUUGAUCUAGAUGCAGUUGAAGCUCUUGCAGAUGACAAGACCGUGGCUAUAGUUGUUGUCAAUCCUUGUAAUCCUUGUGGAAACGUUUUCUCUCGCCAACAUCUUCAAAAGGUUGCAGAGACGGCUUGCAAGCUUGGAAUACUUGUGAUCUCAGACGAAGUGUAUGACCAUUAUGCAUUUGGAGAGAAACCGUUUGUGUCAAUGGCAGAGUUUGCAGAGAUUGUGCCUGUGGUUUUGUUAGGAGCUAUAUCGAAAAGAUGGUUUGUUCCUGGCUGGAGACUUGGCUGGAUGGUGACUCUUGACCCUCAUUGCAUCAUGAGAGAUUCUGGGUUCGCAAAGACUCUUAUCAACGUCCUCAACAUGUCGACAGAUGCUGCAACUUUCAUUCAGGGAGCGAUUCCUGAUAUCAUUGGGAACACGAAAGAAGAAUUCUUCUCGUCCAAGCUCGAAAUGGUGAGAGAAUGUGCAGAGAUUUGUUAUGAGGAGAUUAUGAAGAUCCCUUGCAUCACUUGCCCCUGCAAACCCGAGGGGUCAAUGUUCACGAUGGUGAAGUUAAACCUUUCGCUACUCGAAGAUAUCAGUGAUGAUUUGGACUUCUGCUGCAAGCUGGCUAAAGAGGAAUCACUGAUCAUUCUACCAGGUCGAGCUGUUGGGCUUGAGAACUGGCUACGUAUCACCUUUGCGGUGGAGCUCGAUCUCCUCAUAGACGGGUUUUCAAGGCUAAAGAACUUUGCUCAGAGACAUUCCAAGAAGCAGCCAUGA
Molecule: messenger RNA, 1272 nt
Organism: Microthlaspi erraticum
Lineage: Eukaryota; Viridiplantae; Streptophyta; Magnoliopsida; Brassicales; Brassicaceae
Source: the annotation of a GenBank genome assembly